Thermothielavioides terrestris NRRL 8126 is the source of this 2170-nucleotide messenger RNA. RefSeq lists its product as uncharacterized. Gene Ontology annotation, biological process: retrograde protein transport, ER to cytosol; endoplasmic reticulum unfolded protein response. Gene Ontology annotation, cellular component: endoplasmic reticulum lumen. NCBI's taxonomy places the organism in Eukaryota, Fungi, Ascomycota, Sordariomycetes, Sordariales, Chaetomiaceae. The transcript has 2 exons. Bases 226 to 1965 code for a protein of 579 amino acids. The record is from RefSeq and is a predicted model, not a curated record.
CGUAAUCAGGGUUCAGGGAGCGAUAAGGCCAGCUAAGUUAGGUACACCAGCGUCAGUUAUCAGCAGUGUGGGGUGCGACAGCAAACAGGUGUCCCAAUCCAAUCGACACAGAUUCCAGAUCAACCUCGCAAUCUAAGCCAUCAGCAAGAGACAGCCACCCUCAGUCCCGACACCCGCUGCUGCGACCCAGUCGAACGGUCGUGUCGAGAUGCCAACAACGGCAUCAUGCGCCGUCUCAAUCUGGUCCUCCUAGCGUCGCUGCAGCUCUGCGCGGCUCAGCACCAGCAGCCCAGCUUCAGCAUCCACGACGACCUCCUAGCGCAUCCCCAGUUCGAGGUAGUCUUCGCUGACGACUUCAUCUCCGAGGCCGAUGCCAUCGCCCUCCUCGAGUCCUCCCGCACGUCGCAAUCCGUGCACCCGUCCGGCGUUCCGCCGUCCGACCUGAGCGCGGCCGCGGGCCACUCUGGCGGAAGCGCCAGCAGUAGUGACGGCCGUCGCCCCGACGAGAACGACCAAGAUGCGCCGAUUGCCGAGACAUACGAGCUCAUCAAUAGCGCGCCGUGGCGGUACCUCUGCUCGGUGCCCGUCAUUGCGCCCCCGCCGGUGCUGAACGAGACCGCCACAGAGCUGGCCAAGGCCGAGGAAGCGCGCGAGCUGAGUAGGGCAUCUGCCAGGGGCUGGGAGCUGAUGAGCGGGCUCGAGGGCCAAUGCAUGUAUUUCGUGUCCGGCUGGUGGAGCUAUAGCUUCUGCUACGGCAAGGGCGUCGUCCAGUUCCACUCCUCGUCCAACACCCAGGGCGGCCUGCCUGUCAGGGACCAGAACACCCAGGAGUAUAUCCUCGGCCGGGCGGACAAGUCGUGGGAUCCCAGCGAGCCCGCCGGCAGCCCCUCGAGAGGCGGAGGAGCAGCAGGGCAGACGAAGACGCUCCCGCCGCCUAACGGUCAGCUGCAGAUCAAAGGCGACCAGCGCUACCUCUCGCAGCGCCUCGAGGACGGCACCAUCUGCGACCUCAACAACCGCCCGCGCACCAUCGAGAUCCAGUACCAUUGCAGCCCGGGCAUCAGCACCGACCGCAUCGGGUGGAUCAAGGAGGUCACCACCUGCACCUACCUCAUGGCUGUCUACACGCCGCGACUCUGCGCCGACGUCGCCUUCCAACCGCCUAACGAGACCCGCGCCCACCCGAUCCGCUGCCGCCAGGUCAUCGGCAGCGAGGACGAGGAAUCCGCCUGGCGCUACCACAAGCGCCUUGAAGCGGGCGCUUUGUUCCGCACGCCGAAGGGCAAGGCGACCACCGGCACCAACACGCCCCCCACCACGGCGAACGGCAACAGCAACAACAACCCGCUGGACGACAAACAGUUCCCCGGCAUCACCGUCGGCGGCGUCGUCGUCGGCGGCAAGAAACUCCUCGCGGGAGAGGUGGCGCAGACGCUGCUCCCGCUGCCGCCCGGGCUCCGGCGGCAGUCGACGCCCGCGCUGGUCCUGGCCAGCAAGAAGAAGGGCGCGGCGGCCCGCGUCGAGGCGCUGAGCGACGAGGAGCUGCAGAAGCUCAACCUGAACCCGCAGACGGUCGAGGAGUUCCGCGACGAGAUGCAGAAGCGCGCCGGCGACCGCGGGUGGAAGCUGCAGGUCGAGAUGGUCCCCGGCGAGGGGUACGAGUUUGUCGGCGCGUUCGAUGAUGAAGAGGAGGUGGAGGGGGGUGAGGGUGCUGGGGCUGGGAGUGGCAAUGGAAAUGGGAAUGGCGGCAGUGGUGGAAAUGGUGCAGAAGAUGGACGGGGUGGGAAUGGGCAGUGGAAGCAGACUAUGCCGAGGGGGAGGAAGGCGGAGGGGAAGAAAGGGGGUGAGGGGACGGUGGGCAGCAAGCAGCAGCAGCGGCCGCAGGAGGCGGAGGCGGAGAGGGAGGAGCUCAACAAUGACGACGAGGAGGGCUCACAGGAGGUGUUCUUCAAAGAAGAGCUGUAGAAAAGCGUUAGAUAAGAUAUCCUUGCUUGUGUUUUAGAUCCUGUCUUCAGUCUCUACCGUCGGUGACGGGCCUGCGCUGUCCCGGGUGUGUGUGCUACCCUCAAAGAUCGCAGUGAAGGCGAAUGCCUGUGGUUCCGCCGCCGGGCCACAGCCCAUCUUCACCGCAUCAAACAUUUUCCAAGCAGUCAUACGGUGUCUCCUCGAC